Messenger RNA from Hyla sarda, 7028 nucleotides. RefSeq names its product potassium inwardly rectifying channel subfamily J member 2 (gene KCNJ2). Gene Ontology annotation, molecular function: inward rectifier potassium channel activity. The record is from RefSeq and is a predicted model, not a curated record. Gene Ontology annotation, cellular component: plasma membrane. The coding region runs from base 642 to 1919 and encodes 425 amino acids. Gene Ontology annotation, biological process: potassium ion import across plasma membrane; regulation of monoatomic ion transmembrane transport. NCBI's taxonomy places the organism in Eukaryota, Metazoa, Chordata, Amphibia, Anura, Hylidae. The transcript is spliced from 3 exons.
UCCAGCUUGUCACACAACCAACAGGCCCCGCCUCCAGCUCGCCACACAACCAGCAGGCCCCGCCUCCUCCUCGUUCGCGCUCUCCGCACAGGCGGGGUCCUCAGUGGGGCUGUCCUAUGAUCUGCCUGCAGGCUGUGUACAGAGAAGAGGGCGAGGCCUGGCGUGUCUGCGAUCCUCAGUGUACCCUUAUUCCCUCUAUGGCUACAGUCCCCACUGUCCCCGCUCAGUGAUUCACACCUGUUACGCGACGCACGUGGGCAGAAGUAUCCUAUGGAAAGCUGGGUGGCACUGGAUAGAAAACAGAAGAAAAUUGCGCUGUGUUUGGAUCGGUAGUUGUCACUACGCUGCAGGAAUGGAAAAGAAAGGAUUGUGUUUGCCUGACCUCGGGCCACAUCUCAUGUUUGUCUAAGAUAUCUGGGACAUGACAUCAGCGUGACAAUGAGAGCCUGCUGACAUCCCUCCUCAUGCCAGAAGACGUUCCUUGGUAGCACCAAGGUCCUUCCAAGACAGGAAUCUCUCAGAUAUAAUUUUUUUCCCCCGUGAGUGUACCCUGUGAGCCUUCAAAACUGUUUCUCCAAAGAGUUUUGCAGAAACUAAGACUGUUUUCUAAAGCAGAAGCACCGCAGUCCUCAACUGAAGUGAUGGGCAGCGUGCGAACCAACCGCUACAGCGUUGUGUCUUCAGAAGAGGACGGGAUGAAGCUGGCUACCAUGGCAGUUGCCAACGGGUAUGGAAAUGGUAAGAGCAAAAUCCAUACCCGACAACAGUGCCGGAGCAGAUUCGUCAAGAAAGAUGGCCAUUGCAACGUCCAUUUUAUCAAUGUGAGCGAGAAGGGGCAGCGCUACUUAUCUGAUAUCUUUACUACCUGUGUGGACAUUCGUUGGCGAUGGAUGCUGGUCAUCUUUUGCCUAGCUUUCAUACUGUCUUGGCUUUUCUUCGGCUGUGUCUUCUGGCUCAUAGCCCUCCUUCACAAUGACUUGGGUGCUCCGGAGAAUCACAGGUCUUGUGUUACAGAGGUCAAGAGUUUUACUGCAGCCUUCCUCUUCUCUAUCGAAACCCAAACCACCAUUGGCUAUGGAUUCCGAUGUGUAACAGAUGAGUGCCCUGUGGCAGUGUUUAUGGUAGUCUUCCAGUCCAUCGUUGGCUGCAUAAUUGACGCCUUCAUCAUUGGUGCUGUCAUGGCGAAAAUGGCCAAACCUAAAAAAAGAAACGAGACUUUAGUUUUCAGUGACUCAGCCGUGAUAGCCAUGAGAGACGGGAAACUUUGCUUAAUGUGGAGAGUGGGCAAUCUCCGAAAGAGUCACCUUGUUGAAGCUCAUGUACGAGCCCAGCUUCUUAAGUCACGUAUCACGUCUGAAGGGGAGUACAUCCCCUUAGAUCAAAUAGACAUCAAUGUUGGCUUUGACAGUGGCAUUGACCGGAUAUUCUUAGUUUCCCCUAUCACAAUUGUUCAUGAAAUCGACGAAGACAGUCCUUUGUAUGACCUUAGUAAACAGGACUUGGACAAUUCUGACUUUGAGAUAGUGGUCAUAUUGGAAGGUAUGGUGGAAGCAACAGCCAUGACCACUCAGUGUCGGAGCUCCUACCUUGCUAAUGAAAUCUACUGGGGUCACCGCUAUGAACCUGUACUUUUUGAAGAAAAACAUUAUUAUAAAGUAGACUAUUCGCGCUUUAACAAAACAUAUGAAGUGCCCAAUACCCCAGUCUGUAGUGCCCGUGACUUAGCAGAAAAGAAAUAUAUGCUGUCGAACCCCAAUACUUUUUGCUAUGAGAACGAGGUAUCGCUCACAAGCAAAGAGGAAGAAGGCAGUGACAAUGGUCUACCAGAUAGCAUGAGCACGGACAUGCAUCCAGAUAUGGACCAUCACAACCAAGUUUCUCUUGACCCUAGGCCACUAAGGAGAGAAUCUGAAAUAUGACUAAAAACCUGCUAUCUUCAGCUGGUCAACUUAGCUGGCCGAUGUGCAUUGCUGAGCAGGGGCCUACUGCAGUUUUCAGAUGUCGGUACUGUUGGACAGAGGUGAAACUGAGACUGCACUCAAUGCUGUCAAGCAAACUGUUGCAAAUAUCGAAAUGGUGUAGGCCGCGGUGAUCUAAACUGGAACUUAUAUACUGGUGUUCCAUGUCACUGGGCACACCCCCCACAAGGCACUGUUAUUUAUAGUUAUGGGCGGUGUGGGGAUGCUAGAGGAAAUCCUAUAAACCUCUUGUAGGACCAUCUCUUGAAGGCCUCAUGAUCCACCAGUUGUUCCUAGUGAUACAUACAACGUAAAAGGACAGGAUGGGAUAUAGAGACAAAGCACUAGAGUCUAACCAGAAGGCACAUAAUGUAAAAUAAAAUUAUGUAUGUUUUUUGAAAAACUUGAACUUGCAGACAAGCUCGUUGGGUUUUCAACCUCUCGGUUCUAUUUUUUCUUUGUAAUAUUGGGAACAAGUCCAUUUUUAAUGGCAUAACAAUAGGCAAAUAUCUGCCUUAAAGUCUAAGCUGCUGCUAUUUACACACACACCCUGUUUAAUUCUACUGUGGUGUUUUGUAUUGUUUCAGUGUUUCAGCCGUAUGGUUGGGUCAGGAGCAAGAAUGGCCGUAUAGGUGUUGGCCAAAAAAAAAUUAAGCCAAAUAAAAAUGUUUGUAUUAGAACUAUACAAUUUGAAAAAAUGACACUGCAUUGCAAUCCUCUUACAGAGUAGAGUAGGGUAUAUUUUUAUAUCGGGGGGGGGGGUGAGUUAAAAAGAUGUAAAUGUAUACCAAAGAAAAUGCAAAAAUGGUGUUUAAAAGGACCUCUUGUGAGUAAGUAUUUUUUUUUAGUUGCAAUAGAAAGUCUUGGUGUAGACUCCUGCUGCUACGUGAUAGUUUAGUACAUGGAGGAGAGGCUACUCUGAGCAGAAUGGGGACAGCUUCCCUUACCACAAAGUAGGGUACCACAAAGUAGCAAAAAUUAACAUGGUCAAAAUGCAAGGUUAGGUGUGCUGGGGACAUUCCAAUUUUGUGAAAGUUGAAUCGGCAUACUCAUUAACCCCUUAAGCCCCGUGCAGAAGAGUGUACGCCAUUUUUAUUUUUUAAGUUUUUUUUUUUUAAGUGUUAUCUGUUGCUGUAUCCUCAGGGGCACAUAAAUGGCUUUCUUAGAUUGACUGACCAGCCAUGAGAUAGCUAGGGAUACGAUAUAGCUGCUAUGUAUCAUCAUUCGAAUGUUUGCAAAGUGCAGGGCAUAUUUUUCCAGAGAUAGGAAAGAGGCCAUGGGUGGAUUGAUCUUAUAUCAAAAGACAAAAAUUUGGAGUCCAGAACCUUAUUUGGAACUGAAAGAACACAUUGGGAAAAAAUGAUUAUUUGGUGCAGAGGAUCCUGUAAAGGAAUUUCUAAUAAUUGUAAACACGGGAAAGUGAUAUCUUUGAUUCAUUCCUGUAGUUUGGCUGGGGACUCUUUGGUAUGAAGAGCCAUGUGCAGGCCAUAUUGACAUUUUUCCCUUUGUGUCAGCUGAGAGAGACAGCCUCUAUCCCAGACUGCACACACCUCGCACUUGACAAAAUCUAUCUUUGAGUGAGGCACUAACCCUCAGAGUCCUUGGCCAGUUUUGUCAUAACCUUUUGGGGUAAGAAAAAGUUACAUAAAUAAAAAAAAGUAUCAAAAAGUUGAGGUUAAUUUCUCCACUUUAGUAAAUGGUUCCAAAUGGUUUUGUUAUUGAAUAGUUUUAUCUACGCUUUCCCUUUCUCACAUAGCAUCCCAGCUGUUUUUAAGUAAAAAAAAAACAUUCAGACUAGUUAGCCAAUACAUAUAGCUGAAGACACAAUGGAAAAGGGUGUGAGCUCUGAGCUUUAAUCCAUGUCUGUUAACUAUAUGCCAUUAAAAAUAUCCUUGUCCUGAUCUAUGGUCAGAAAAAAAAAAUGUUCUGCAAUGAGGUCGUAGCUGAUUAAACAAUGUUUCUAGAACAUCGAUUCUUAACUCCGGUCUUCUGUUAAUGGUAGGAGGCAAUAUUUUCCAUGUAUUUUCCAAAUUGUCGGGUACAUAAAGGUAGGUGCACCCUGUGGAAAGAAGGGCCCAUGUUGUCUACCUCCUUCAGGGUUAUUGCAAACUUUUUCCUGUUCCGGUCUUCUCUCCACACUCGUAAUUUUAUUAAAUAAGAAAUCAAAGACCAACCAGAUCUUCAUGAAACCCAUCUUUCCAUCUACAAAGAGUGCCCAUACUAGGCCAAUCAAGUAGGAUCUCCUCCCAAUGGUUUUGAAAGUGUGUCAUUACCUGGCAAAAGACUUUCCUCUAUGAACCAUUUUUAAAUACAGUGAUACAUGGAGUAUGGUCUUAAGGUCAUGGUUGACUGCAAUUAACAACUACAGAGUUUGAAAAAAUUGGUCAGUGAAAUGGUUAUAUAGGGGCCUGAUGGGUUUUAUGUGUUUUGAAUUUUAAAUUGUUGAUAUACAAUCUGGGAUUAUAGAGGAUUAGAGAACACAAGAUGAUUAGUUUUGAUCUUUUGAGACAUCCCAAGUCUAUUGGUUCAUGGUUGGCUAUGAAGGAACAAAAAAAGUCUAUGCUCUAGCACCAUGGAUGUUGACUGAGAUGCCAUCUGCUGCUACACACAUAGGUAAAAGGGAAGACAAAGCAAAACCAAAGAGUAUUUUUGUGCAACCCCAACCUUUUAAAUCGGGACAGCAUAAUUCUGUAGUAGAAUGAUGUAGGAAGAAAUAUCUCCUCCCGUGACGUUCUUUUUGCUACCUCCCUCCGCUUUACACAAAAAAAUAUAGCUUUCCAGCUAUUCCAGGACUGAUGUAGCAUUAACUGGGUACUCCGGCCCUAAGAUAAGAUGUAUGAUCGUGGGGUUCCGCCGCUGAGGACCCCUGCAAUCUGUCAUUGUGCACCUACCUUUGUGAGCUCUCCACAGCGCUGGAGGCUCAGUGUGUAGCGUGACAUCAUGCCAUCACGCCCCCUCCCAUAGAUUUGCAUUGAGGGGGCAGGACGUGGCACUACGACACUCUGGCCCUGUGGUCGUCAUGCUACACACUCGGAGCCUCCAGCGCUGCAGAGAGCUCACAAAGGUGGGUGCGCAUUGACAAUUGCGGGGGUCCCCAGCAGCGGGAUAGAGGAUAAGAUGUAUUAGGGCUGGAGUACCACUUUAAAUUUAGAAAGUUUCUACCCCCAGUCGCAUCUUAAUUGCAUUUAAUUAAAAUACACUAGGCUAAAUAUAUAGCAUGUGAUAAGAACGGCCGUUCCUAUAGAAACCAGAUAGCAAGAAUAGAGCUGACUAACUGACUAUUCAUUUUUUAUUAUUUUUUUUACAUAAGAGCUAAAUGUUACUUGAACUAGCUGGAAAAUUCAUAUCUGUAACACACAUGGCAGGUGUUCUGACUAUAGCCAUGGUGCAUUUGUAUACAGAAUGGCUGUCUCGGUCAGGGAGGGGGAAUGUUCCUUAUUCAUAAGGCCCGGAAGGGGAACUUAUCUUUUUUUAAUGGGGAAUUUUUACAAGAAGCACAGUUUUUUUGUGUGAAUGACAGAAGUCUUAUUUUAAAAAAAAUAUAUAUAUUUAAAAACAUUUGUUGUAAAUCAGUCCGAAACUUGAAAGUGGCUGCUAUGCACUUUUAACCAUUUCCCGUUUUUUUAUUUUAAAUUUAGGCUAAUCCCUUGUCUGAUCGCACAGAAAACAUUACACCCUAAAAUAGGGGGCAACAAGACCCCCUCUCUGUGUCCUGUUAUUUUGAAAGAGUACAAAUUUGCUAAUACUAAUCCAUAUUUUCUGUAUUUAAAGCCAAAUGUAAAUAAUAUGUAAAAUAUUACUUAAAAAAAAAUUUGAGUAAAAGAAAAACACGAUAUGCCAAUAGGUAUAAAUAAAGUGCAGUGAAUUCUGGGAACAGAGACCUAGAAUUUAGAUAUUUACGAACCUCAAACUGUCUCAGCUGUUAUGGGCGUAUGUUAUUUAUUUAAGCAUGGUCUUUUUAAGUUGAAAGCGUUUUUGUAGAUUCUACAGUUUUUAAUCUGUUAGUAGCUUUUGAUGUUCAUGAGGUUUUUGUUUCUGUUUAUACAAAAACCCUUUGUCUUUACCAUGCAAACUUGCACUUUUUUUUAUCAAAAUGGGAAUUUUUUUAAUUCAAAUUAAGCUAAAUUUUAUUCAAUAUUUUGAAUAUUUAAAUUUAAUAGCUAAAAGUUUUUGUAAUUUAGUUUUUUUCUUUUUAUUUGGCAUAACCAAAAAAACACAAGUGACCCUUCUGCAUCUACUAUGAGGUGUUGUAGGCUGUGAAGCUUGAUUUUGCUAAAUAUGGAAGUUGCUGUUGUAUUAUACAUUUAUUACAAGACCCCUUUUCCUUCCUGAAAUACUUGAAUUGGACAUUUGAAUGAUGUCUUAACUAGAGCACUGUAUGUGAGGUCACUAAGGAAGUCAUAUGUAUAUAUCUAUCUAUAGGUAUAUAUGUAUAUAUAUGAACAUUUUUACAUAAACAAUUUUCUUAGUACUUGCACAUUGGAGUGUUAACAUGAAUGGCACCCUAGACUUGUUUGCAGCAUUCCUCAUAGAGAAGGCCGUAGGGUCACCAGAUGCCUAAAUAGCCAUAAUUCAUAUAUUUGGAACUUGUUUUUACUGCUGCUAAGACUAGUAUGUAAACCAACUGCUCCCCUAUAUGUCUCUGUAUUAUGCAACAGGGGAAAGUUAUUAUAUUAAACAUUUUAAUAAAUUGGGGGAUGAAAAUUAUUAUUUUUUUAUAUAUAUUUCUAGUUAACGGUAAAGACAAAGGGUUUGGACACGCAACUUCUUAUUUCCUGUUGGGUCUAGUUUAAGAAGUGAUAAGAUGUACUGUAAUGUCUUUAAACUCUGGUUGCCCCUAACCUGAUAAAGGGCAAUGGGUACAGCCUGGUCACCAUCUUUAGCCAAUUUUUUUUUCCCUUUUACGUUUGGCUUGUUUCCAUGUUUGGAUCGGCACAUGACAAUCAAUGUAAAUAAUGUUUUCUUUCUGGUUGUAACCUUUUUUUAUUGUAUCAAAGUCUUCCUAAAUUGUACUGCACAGAUCCUGGAUUGUACAGAUUUUUUUUAUUAAUAUUAUGUCUUAUUUUAUUA